Messenger RNA from Erythranthe guttata (spotted monkey flower), 459 nucleotides. RefSeq names its product xyloglucan endotransglucosylase/hydrolase protein 24. Gene Ontology annotation, biological process: xyloglucan metabolic process; cell wall biogenesis. Gene Ontology annotation, cellular component: apoplast; cell wall. The record is from RefSeq and is a predicted model, not a curated record. Lineage: Eukaryota; Viridiplantae; Streptophyta; Magnoliopsida; Lamiales; Phrymaceae. Gene Ontology annotation, molecular function: hydrolase activity, hydrolyzing O-glycosyl compounds; xyloglucan:xyloglucosyl transferase activity.
AUGGAUUCUUUUGUUAGGGUUUUGGUGGUGAUGGCCUUUCUGAUUGGUGCCACGUCGGCAGGCAAUUUCAAUACAGAUGUAACUAUAACUUGGGGCCAACCACGUGCUCAGAUUCUAAACAAGGGCCAACUUCUUUCAUUAUCCCUCGACAACACUUCUGGCUCCGGUUUCGAGUCCAAAUACGAUUUCUUGUAUGGAAGGUUUGAUGUUCAGCUCAAGCUUAUCCCUGGAAACUCUGCCGGCACUGUCACUACGUUUUACAUGUCAUCACAAGGGGCAGCACACGACGAAAUUGAUUUCGAGUUCUUGGGGAAUGCUUCGGGGCAGCCAUACACUGUGCACACAAAUGUGUACGCACAAGGAGUAGGUAAUAAGGAACAACAAUUCCGCCUUUGGUACGAUCCAACCUUAGCGUUCCACACUUACACCAUUCUUUGGAACCCCCUACGAAUCAUGUAA